GGCUGCUGCUGCCUGGCUCAGUCGCGCGCGGUGGGCGCCAGAGACGGAGGCUGCUUCCUCGCUCUGCGGAGCAAAGAAGGAAAGGAGACGGACUGGCCGCCCGUUCUGGUGGUGGUUGUUCAGCCUCCAACAUGGGCAGCAGCGGCGGCGGCGGCGACGAGAGCGGGAGCUGACAGGAGCCCCUAAGGGACUUCUCCGCGCCGCGGGAGGAGGAGGAGGGGUUCCCUUGAUCGGCGAGUCAGCUUCCCUUCGCGGAAGCGGCCGAGAGGGAAGUUUCCUCUUCCCACCCCGAGGAAGAGGGCGCUGUUCCUCCCCCCGCCGCCGGGGGCGCCGUUGAUGUGAGGCCGCCCGCCGCGAGGGCCAUGCCGAUGGCGGUGAGCCUGCUGCCUCUGGGGGGCGUCUCCUUGGGAACGGGGGCCCCUCUGGGCGGACCCAGCGGCGCCAGGAAAGCCCCCGGCCCCAGCGCCUUCCGCCUGACGGAGAAGUUCGUGCUGCUGCUGGUCUUCAGCGCCUUCAUCACGCUCUGCUUCGGGGCCAUCUUCUUCCUGCCGGACUCGCCCAAGCUGCUCAGCGGGGUCUUCUUCCACUCCACAGCCCUCCAGCAGCCCCCUCAGCAGCAGCCCCCUCCGCCUCCUUUGCCACCCGCUCGAGGGGACCCUCCUCCGGCCGCCUUGCCUGGCACCAGCGGAUACGGGGACGCGGCGGCGGCGGCGGAGAACUUGGCCAGGAUCCGCCAGGACCACGAGCGAGCCCUGCGCGAGGCCAAGGACACCCUCCGCAAGCCCCCCGACGAGAUCCGCCGAGAGAUCCGCCAGGACAAGGCCACCUUCCUCCUCCUCCAGGAGAACAAGAAGAGGAGGAGGAGGAAGAAGCAGAUGGGCGCCAGGAGGGAGGACGGCGGCGAGGAGGAGGAGGAGGAGGACUCCGGGCCAGGGCUGCCCGAGCUGCCCUUCCACAAACCCAUCGGAGCCGUCGGAGGGGAGCCCCACGAGCCCGAAGCCCGGGAGAGAAGGGCUAAGGUCAAAGAGAUGAUGAAACACGCCUGGGAUAAUUAUAAACAUUACGCAUGGGGAUUAAAUGAACUGAAACCCAUAUCGAAACAAGGACACUCAAGCAAUUUAUUUGGCAAUAUUCAAGGAGCAACAAUUGUUGAUGCAUUGGAUACACUAUAUAUCAUGGAAAUGAAAGAUGAAUUCCAAGAAGCCAAAGAGUGGGUGGAGAAAAAUCUAGAUUUCAAUGUGAAUGCAGAAGUCUCUGUUUUUGAAGUGAACAUUCGUUUUGUUGGUGGGCUGCUUUCAGCAUAUUAUCUUUCUGGCGAAGAGAUAUUUCGAAAGAAAGCAGUGGAACUAGGAGAGAAGCUCCUUCCCGCCUUUAACACGCCCACAGGAAUUCCUUGGGCAUUACUGAAUAUCAAAAGUGGCAUUGGUCGAAACUGGCCCUGGGCUUCAGGAGGAAGCAGUAUUUUGGCAGAAUUUGGAACGCUACAUUUGGAGUUUAUGCAUUUAAGUUACUUAUCUGGAAACCCAGUGUUUGCUGAAAAGGUUAUGAACAUUCGGAAAGUCUUAAAUCGGCUAGAUAAACCAGAAGGUCUUUACCCUAACUACCUAAAUCCUAAUAGUGGCCAGUGGGGUCAACAUCAUGUCUCCAUUGGAGGACUUGGAGAUAGCUUUUAUGAAUAUUUACUUAAGGCAUGGCUGAUGUCAGAUAAGACAGAUGAAGAAGGCAGGCAAAUGUAUUAUGAUGCUGUUCAGUCUAUAGACACCCAUCUGAUCAGGAAGUCUAGUAAUGGUUUGAUGUACAUUGCUGAAUGGAAGGGUGGCCUGCUUGAACACAAAAUGGGUCACCUGACCUGUUUUGCUGGAGGAAUGUUUGUUCUGGGUGCAGAUGGAGCACCAGCUGAGAAAACUGGACGUCACAUUGAACUUGGUGCUGAAAUUGCCCGCACAUGUCAUGAGUCUUAUGAUCGCACAAGCAUGAAGCUGGGACCAGAAGCCUUCAGGUUUGAUGGUGGAGUUGAAGCAAUUGCUACCAGGCAAAAUGAAAAAUACUAUAUUUUGCGUCCUGAAGUUAUAGAAACCUACAUGUAUAUGUGGCGAUUUACUCAUGACCCAAAGUAUCGUCAGUGGGGCUGGGAAGCUGUAGAGGCAUUGGAAAAAUACUGCAAAGUAGAUGGUGGUUAUUCUGGAGUUAGAGAUGUGUACAGCAACCAUCAAAGCCAUGAUGAUGUACAGCAGAGUUUCUUCCUUUCAGAAACACUCAAGUACUUGUACUUAUUAUUCUCUGAAGAUGACCUUCUUCCAUUUGAACAUUGGGUUUUUAACACUGAGGCACACCCUCUUCCAAUUCUAACAAGCGAAGAAGCGCAAAAAAGAAAAGGAAAAUAAAAAAAUGCUGAAUUUUGUUUGGGGCACAUGAUAUAAUUAUUAAUAUUCCAGAGACAUCAUUUUAAACUUUUUUUUUUUUUUUGCAGUCUGCUCUCAAUCCAUGCAAUAUUUAUCAAGGGACCUAAAAUCAUUAAUCUUAUUUAUGUUUUAAUAGAAAUAGUAACUUGUCAUCUCCAGAUUUUGUUAGGCCACAGUGUGCACCUGGCCAAACAGAACACUGAACUCAACGUGUGACUUGUUUUCUGUUUUAUUUUUGACUGCAAAAUUCUAUCCUCCUCUGUGAGGAGAUGUCUGCUUUAAGCUGUAAUACUUUGCUGUGUUGCAAAAAGCCAUAAAGAAUUAAGUAUCAAGAGCUUUUUCUUUUUUAAUCUGUGUUAAUGUGGUUUGUCUAAUCACUAGAGACAAAUCUAACUGUGACAGCCUCUUCUUAUGCGGGUCUAUCAUUAAUUGGUAAUUUGAAUACUUAAGAAGAUAUAUGUUCAUGAAAACUACAUGAGAAUAUUUUCACUUCAUCUGUGAACGCUAUUGUGUUAAAUUGUGAUUCAUCUUAAAGGUAAAGCCUGGAUUUUGAAACUUUUUCGAAAUGUACUUUGAGAACAUAGCUGAAAAUCAGAUCUAACCACAGAUAAAUUUGGUACCCUGUGUUUUACUGUAUAUGUGUCUAGUUUCACAAACGACCACAAAACCAAGAGCAUGCAAGCUGCCCUCUGGGCAGAGCUUCUGAGACUGAAAUUCUCAAAGUCAUCUGUUAGUGAGGUGGAACUUCAGCAUAAUUUGCACUGGAAUGCAAAAACUGUAUCUCUUUGAAACCUGUAAUAUUAGAUGCAAGAUGGGUUAAUCCUAAUAUGUGAAAUCCUUUGUAUGUUUUGAAUCUUCUCCUGUUUAAAAAUUUAGACAGGCUAGUCCCAUAAGUUUGUUAUUGCAGUUUCAACAUUCCAAUUAGCAUUGUGUAAAAUUUAAUAGAUACCAGGAACAGUGUUUUUGUGUUAUGAAAGUUUAAAAAAAAAACACGCUCCAGCAUCAUGGUUUCACUUGCAAAGGCCCUCAACAGGAUUGGGCCAUAGGUGUGAAAUAUACACUGUGUGAUCUGGCAAUUUCAAUGACAAGAGCAUAUAAGCAAUAAUUCUCCCUAACCUUUCCCCCACCCAAGAUUUUACCUGCUUCCUGUUUUGUGCCUCUCCAUGCGAAAUCACAUAACCAGUUAUUAACCACCCUCCAAGUUUAAAAAGAUGUUCUGAUGAAUGAGAUAGAAAAGUCGCAGAUUUGAGAAUAAACGUGUGAGAAGUGAGAAGCUGGCAUGGGACUUUUCACUUGCUCUUCAAUGCUACUUAUACUAAAGGCAUAACUUCAUUGUACUUGGAUAUGAUGUUGGUGUAUGGUUCAUUUUAGCUUUCACGGGAACUUGUAUAAUAAAAUCAUGAAAAUAUUUUUCUUACUUAAUUCAAAUGGAUAUUUGUUUCUGAUUAUAGAUUCCACUGACAUCGUUAUCAUUAAGAAAAUUAUUCAAAUUGAAAGAAGAUUUUCAUAUCUUCAACUCUUGUGUUUUAUGUUUGAUUCUUACAUUAUUUUUCAUGAAAAAACAAUUUGAAAGCAUGGUGUUAGAAACAAUGUUGUGGUAAAUGUUAAUCUGAAUAUAUUUUCAUUGGUCCUUCUGAGAAAAGAAGUAUGUCUUCAUACUAUAUUUAAAUGUCCUGUUUCCGCAUUUGGAGGUGUUAGGAACAGUUUAAUUCCAGAUCCUCAUUCCUAUAGGUGUGACUGAAGAAAGCCAAAUGUAAUUCAGUUUUAUCUUUUUUUAUAAAUAAACUAUCUUUAGCUUAAUUAUGUGAGCACUAAGUAAUAUUUAUACUUGGGCACUGUAGCUUCUACUGCUCACAGUAAUGUGUUUCUCCAGCAGAGUGUGCAUUCUGUCAUAUCACAGGCAAGCACAACUGUGUGUAGAUUAAAAAUAAAAUUAAUUAGAGUGAAAUUAAACACCUUGGUGUUUUGAGCCAAUAACGGUGGCUUCUGUGACUGCACAGCCUGUCAUAUCAAGAGAAAGAUCUGCAGUAUGUAAUUACUGGAGAAGAUAAGUUCAAAAUACUCACUGCAGCACAGGUUUUCUAGUCUUGGAACUCAGACUUAUGUAACUCAGAAUGAUUAUCAAACCUGUUUUAAGGAUUCAUGCCUGUAGCAAAACAAAAUGCAGGACAGCAGUUACAUGUAUGGUCUAACCAUGGGCAAUGCUAUCGGCUGCAGAGCUCGAUUUUAGAGUGUUGCAAUCUGUGAAGCAGCUUCAAUACAAUGAAAAUAGUUUCUGUCCAUUUCCUAAGCUUAAGAGUGAAGCUCCACUCUAACUCUCUUUGGCCUAAAUCCAGAAUUGUGCUGAUACUAAAACUGUAGCAUUACAUAAUUUUCUUCCUUUUUCUCCCCCCCCCCCCCCAAAAAAAACACCUGGCUCUAGAAUUGCUCAGCCCAACAGAGGUGAUUUUAAGAGUGCACAGGGGACUGCCUUGGGGAAUAGGGAUUGCCCGCUUCUUCUUUUAUUCUGCUUUGAUGUUGUGCCAGCAGAAGACUAGCAUUGAAUACUGCCCAUGAAGAGCUACCAUUGAUACUGGAAAUCAUGAUGCUUACCAAGACUGAUCCUCAAAAACUUUUUCCCCCGAACAAUAAGACAGAAGCACCAUUCUUCAAAGUUCUACCUCAGAGCUCCAUUACCAGUUCGUUUUUUCCCCUUUAACCCCUUGGUAGCAACAUCCACCUAGAUGAGCAUGAAUUGUCCUAUAUUUUGCAGGAGAUCCUCUUGGUCUUCUAGUGUGGGGGAACAGACUUGAAUCAAAGAGCAGGAUUGCCUUGUCCAUGUAUUCUAUUUUCUGAAACAACCAAUAUGUAUAAAAAUUGUGUUUAUGUAACACAAUUUUCAGUUCUCUUAGGUAAUAUCCCAUUUCUGCCUUCUACCUAAAUUCCUUCAACCCUCCAUUUUGGAUACACUGGAUACCAGGUCCUAUGCUGUGCCAAUCAAUUGCUUCUACUUGCACAUAAUUUUAAAACAUUUUCUUGUUAAAUAAAUAUUCGCUAGGUAUUUGUUUUCAUCUGUACACAUUUACUUAUAUUAAAAGAAACUGUUUAGUACAUCAAGUAAAUUGAUCUUGUACAUCACCUAGAAAUAUUUUCCAUUUACUUAUAGACAUUCCAAUAAUUAUUAUUUUACAGUAUUUUAUUUGCCUUUGCAAAAAAAAAAAAAUUGACCUUUCAGGUUCUAACAUAUUCAACAAUCCAUGCAUGUAACAGCCUGGUCUGCUUUAGUAAAGCCCUAGCUCCUGUGUAUUGGUUAAUGUUAAAGAACUGACUAAUGCUAUACAAAAUAAAUCCUAAAUUUAAUAAAAUUAGGAUUAUUCUAACCUCAUGCCCCAAAGCAGGGUACUCUGCACUCAGAGGAGCCUGUUCUUCCAAAAUGUGAUCAUAGCAGUCCUUUAAAGGAAAAUUGCCCAAACCUGUCUAAUGGUUAAAAGCAAAAAUUAGGAACACAACAACCGUAAAUUGCCUGAUACAUGGAUUCUCCAUGCCCCCUCUAUUUUUGGUGAUGUUAGGCUUUCAGUAUGUGCUGCUGUCAAAAUGUGCUGGCUCCACUUUGGGGAAACCUGACUGCCUGAAAUGAUUAUUAUGCCCCAUGAUAUUUCUGUGCCUGUCACUAUAAACAAUAGAAAGUACAUUUAUGAAUGUAGCAAGGAUUGUAUUAGACACUUUCCUACCCACCACUGCUCUCGAAGUAAUUCACACAAACAGGUGUAAUUUUAUUAAUAUCAUCAACAUAUGUUUUCAUCAGCUUCAUAUUUUCUCUUUACAGGAGUUAUGGUUAUGGUAAUUUCUUCAUGGGUGUUAUUAUUUAAAAGAGCACAAAGUUUUUAUGGUUCUAUAACAUACAGUAAUCAGGUUGUAUGUAUAAGCUGCACUAUAAUGUAACUUUUUUGUAAAGUGAUGUAACUUAGACAAGAAGAUUGUAUACCCUGUAGAAACUGCUAAAGUAAAAGAGAAACAUGUUUUAUAUCUUUAAAAGUAUUCAUGUUGUGUUUAACACAAGAACACCAAAGUAUAAAACUUCAGAGUGAUUACUGUUUCAAGUUAUGGCUACAUCCUGAGAUUAUUUACAGUAAUGUAAAUCGCUUCAGAAUUACCUUUUAGUGUUUAUGAACAAUUGUCAUACAACCACCCUGGAAAAAAAACCUGUAAACUGUGUACAUUUAAAGGAAAUAACUAUGGGGUGACUGAUUAAAUGCUACCACUGUAUAUGCAUUUUAAAACUAAGGCAAUUUUUGUUUUUAAAAGGUCUGUCCCUGUUUAGACAGUGUCUAAACUUCCAUUGCUCUUCAUCGUAUCACAAUGCAGUUCUUUCAAUAUCUAUUCAGUCCUGAAAAGUUACAAACCUAAAUCCCAUAUGUGUUGUAUGACAGUAUGACAGCUCUAUGAUUCCCAAAUGACACCUUGUUGAUAUGGUAUACUUAUCAUGCAGUCAUUUUGUGUUUUAAUUUGUGCAUAUCCCACUUUGUCUUUUUCCACCUUUAUAGAAAUCUCUGAAGUUAUGAGAGUUCAAAAUGUUUAAUUUUUAAGAACUAUAUUUGUAAAAAAAAAUCUAUUGUGAAUAAAGCCUUUUAAUACA
Messenger RNA from Sceloporus undulatus (fence lizard), 7017 nucleotides. RefSeq names its product mannosidase alpha class 1A member 1 (gene MAN1A1). Bases 363 to 2384 code for a protein of 673 amino acids. Gene Ontology annotation, molecular function: calcium ion binding; mannosyl-oligosaccharide 1,2-alpha-mannosidase activity. Lineage: Eukaryota; Metazoa; Chordata; Lepidosauria; Squamata; Phrynosomatidae. The transcript is spliced from 12 exons. Gene Ontology annotation, cellular component: extracellular exosome; endoplasmic reticulum; Golgi membrane. Gene Ontology annotation, biological process: carbohydrate metabolic process; N-glycan processing. The record is from RefSeq and is a predicted model, not a curated record.